UUUCAGAUUCUACGUAGAUCGGAACACAGUCCCAUCAAAAAUGGCUUCGUUGGUAAAUGUUUUGCUGCGAAAAUCUCCAAAUUUCGGGUCUUCAAAGACCCUAUUGUUAAAUUUACCAGCAAUUAAUAAUGUGAAUUCUAAACGCAAUGCCCAUCGAUGGAUGCCCGACACAGACUUUGUGAAACAAUUUGAGGGGGCUGUCAUGUUUCCGGAAGGUGUUACUGCCUUAAUGAAGCACCCGCCAUAUAACAGCAUAGUGGCACCAGGUGAAAAGCAUGUGCGUAACAUGAUCAUCAACUUUGGGCCACAGCACCCAGCUGCUCAUGGAGUACUCCGACUUGUGCUCGAACUGGAUGGUGAGACUGUCCGCGGCGCCGACCCUCAUAUAGGCCUCCUACAUAGAGGCACUGAGAAGCUGAUAGAAUACAAGACCUACACUCAAGCAUUACCCUACUUCGACCGUCUGGACUACGUGUCCAUGAUGUGCAAUGAACAGUGCUACAGCUUGGCCGUGGAGAAACUCCUGAACAUUGAUAUACCUCUCCGUGCUAAAUACAUUCGAACCUUGUUCGCGGAGAUAACUCGUCUCCUCAACCACAUAAUGGCAGUAGGAACCCACGCGUUGGACGUAGGCGCUCUGACGCCGUUCUUCUGGCUGUUCGAGGAGCGCGAGAAGAUGAUGGAGUUCUAUGAGAGAGUCAGCGGAGCCAGGAUGCACGCCGCUUACAUUCGCCCUGGUGGAGUAGCCUUGGACAUGCCGCUCGGUCUAAUGGAUGACAUUUACGAGUUUGCGAGCAAGUACAGCGAGCGGCUCGACGAGCUGGAGGACGUUCUAACUACCAACCGCAUCUGGGUGCAACGGACCAAGGACAUUGGUGUGGUCACCGCACAAGACGCGCUCAACUAUGGCUUCAGCGGUGUAAUGUUGCGCGGGUCGGGCAUCAAGUGGGACCUGCGCAAGAGCCAGCCCUACGACGCGUACCACCUCGUGGACUUUGACGUGCCCAUCGGCACCAACGGAGACUGCUACGACAGAUAUCUAAUCCGCGUGGAGGAGAUGCGUCAAUCGUUACGCAUCAUAGAGCAGUGCCUCAACCAGAUGCCUGCCGGAGAGAUCAAGACAGAUGACGCCAAGUUGACUCCUCCAUCCCGUGAAGAAAUGAAGACGUCGAUGGAGGCGCUGAUCCACCACUUCAAGCUGUUCACGCAGGGCUACCAGGUGCCGCCCGGGGCCACCUACACCGCCGUGGAGGCGCCCAAGGGCGAGUUCGGCAUCUACCUCGUCUCCGACGGCGGCUCCAAGCCCUACAGAUGCAAAAUCAAGGCACCAGGCUUCGCUCACCUCGCUGCCCUGGAGAAAAUCGGCAAAAACUCCAUGUUGGCCGACAUCGUCGCCAUCAUCGGCACGCUCGACGUCGUGUUCGGCGAAAUUGACCGAUAAAAUAAAUAAUUACGUAAUAAGCGAUCGAUCAGUGUAGAUUAAAUUGUACAUUUCUAAGUUUAAGUAAUAAUAAAUUAUUUGUAAAGAU
Maniola jurtina (meadow brown) is the source of this 1529-nucleotide messenger RNA. RefSeq names its product NADH-ubiquinone oxidoreductase 49 kDa subunit (gene ND-49). The coding region runs from base 41 to 1441 and encodes 466 amino acids. Lineage: Eukaryota; Metazoa; Arthropoda; Insecta; Lepidoptera; Nymphalidae. Gene Ontology annotation, molecular function: quinone binding; NADH dehydrogenase (ubiquinone) activity; NAD binding. The transcript is spliced from 10 exons. The record is from RefSeq and is a predicted model, not a curated record. Gene Ontology annotation, biological process: mitochondrial electron transport, NADH to ubiquinone.